AUGUUUCCAGCAUUGAUGGAAGCGUUUCAGUGUGAUCUCACGGAGGCAAUCCAGUUUACAGGGCUGUGCAUCUUGAUGUUAGGGUUCAGUAACUUCAUCUGGGUUCCUAUCAGUACCUCUUUCGGCCGCCGGCCAGUAUACCUUCUCAGCCAGCUCGUCAAUUUUGGAGCCAGCAUCUGGCGUGCCAGAGCUAACUCUUAUGGUUCUUUCAUGGGUACCUGCAUCGUCAAUGGCAUCGGCGCUGGUCCUUCUGAGACCAUCAUGCCUGAAGUCAUCGCUGAUAUCUUCUUCCUGCACGAUCGCGGCAAGUGGAACACACUUUAUUGGGUUGUGUACAUGGUCUGUCACCAAAAAUGUUUGUAUCUCUGCGUAUACUAA
Messenger RNA from Ascochyta rabiei, 378 nucleotides. RefSeq lists its product as uncharacterized. Gene Ontology annotation, molecular function: transmembrane transporter activity. NCBI's taxonomy places the organism in Eukaryota, Fungi, Ascomycota, Dothideomycetes, Pleosporales, Didymellaceae. The coding region runs from base 1 to 378 and encodes 125 amino acids. Gene Ontology annotation, biological process: transmembrane transport. The transcript is spliced from 2 exons. The record is from RefSeq and is a predicted model, not a curated record.